AUGACUGAUGGCAUGGGUCAGGGAGAACCACAUGUAUGUGAAGACAGGGCAGCCAAACAAAUCAAGGUUCGGAUGGAUCUACAGAACUCACCCCUGGAGGGCAACAAGACCACCCUGUUUACAGAUGGAUGCUGCUACAGGUCAAAAGACCCAAAGGAAGGGAACAUUGCUGCCUAUCCUGUGGUAAAGCAAGACAAAGAAGGAGAACACGUGGUCAUUGAAGCAAAAAAACUGGGUCCCAAUGAAAGUUCAGCACAGCUAGCUGAACUUAGGGUGUUGAGGAGAGCUCUACAACUAAGUAAAGGGAAGAAUGUGGACAUCUACACACACUCUGCCUAUGCACAUGGGAUUGCACACAUUGAUGGACCACAGUGGAUGAGGAGAGGAUUUGUGACCAGCUCAAAUGAGCCCAUCAAACACAAGGUUGAAGUACAGAAGUUAAUUGAUGCAAUCCAGCUUCCCAAACGAGUGGCAAUAAUGAAGUGCAAAGGUCACAGCAGAGAAAGCACCAGAGUGCGUGAAGGAAAUGAUCGGGCUGAUCAAGCAGCAAAGGAUGCAGGAGGAUACACUGCCCAGCAGAUGGUGCAACGAGCCACUCAAGGACAGGAGGAGUUGACGACAGACACAGUAAGACAGUUGCAAGAAGCAGCAGGCGCCUACGAACAGAACGUAUGGAGCAGACAGGGAGCAAGGCAAGACCAUCAUGGGAUUUGGAGAUCUCACACAGGAAAAACAGUGGGACCUGCAAAACUCCUCAGAUCAAUCUUAA
Molecule: messenger RNA, 769 nt
Organism: Coregonus sp. 'balchen'
Lineage: Eukaryota; Metazoa; Chordata; Actinopteri; Salmoniformes; Salmonidae
Source: the annotation of a GenBank genome assembly